GUGAACAUAUUCGCUCCUGCUACAGCGUUUUUUCCUGAAGCCUAACGUUCGUUCUACUUUCGGCCACUUUCAGUCCUACUACCAAAGCAACACACUCAUUAUUGCGCGAUGGACCGCGACUAGAUGCAAAGAUUAUUAAGUCUACCUUUGAAUAAGUCGAGCCCUGACACAUAUCCACCCCUAAGAACGAUUCGACUUGGAAGUGGAAACCCGCAUUUCUCGCUUGAAGAAUGAGUCGCGCAGCGUCCGGGUCGUUCUUGUCGCGACGCAACAGUACUACGGGUCUGCAGGGUAUUCCCGAGUGGCGGCGGUCGGACUCGUCCGAUGUGGAGGACGACUGGCAGCAGUACGAAGUCAUCAAGUUGAACACCAGGCAGCUGCGGUUCACGCAGGACUCCAUCAGCGAGGAAUUUCGGAAGCACGCCCGGCACGGCACAGUGGAGAACACAGUGCAAAACCUGAUCACCGAGCUACUCGCAUGCAGCGACGAGGACCCGGAGUGCAUUUUGAAGAGCAACAUCCUCCAAGUCGCCGAGCACCCCAAUGACCGUGAGGGGAGGCAGAGUGAGGACGAAAAGGUGUACUACGCGAUAUCCAACCGCCGCGCGUACGCCUACAUGGUCGCGAGACCGAACAAAAUCGUGAAGGCCAGGAAGCUGACCGACACGCGGAAGCUGCAGACGCACUUUGCGCAGCGGUUCUCGAACAUAACGGACGGGCGGUAUGUAACUAUCACCCCGCGCGGCCACAAGCAGAACCUCCAGGAACGCCUGCAGGGCAAGGGGGACACCGUAUUUGAGCGCAACGUACCGCUGCACCCCAGGGACUACGGGGAAGUGCGGGCGGAACGCGCAGCUCUGUUGAAGAAAUAUCACUUGUCCGAGUUGAAUAUCCGCGAUCCCUAUCCCAACAACCAAGUGUUUUGCACGAACAGCAUAAACGAGGAGGAGGAGAGCGCAGGUUCGUCAAGUGGCAGACGAGCCGAAAAGUCAGCGCGGGUUGGCGAUAUGAUAGUGCAAGUCGUAGGGCGGACGGACCAAGAGGUGAGUGUAUGUGCGUCUUACCUCUUUGACAAAUACACGACGCCGCGGCUGGCCAUUUCGCAAGUGUUUGUCUCUGCCCCGCAGUCUCUGGUGUCUGGAACUUCCACUCCAAACAAGAUUCGCGCUCGGGAGUUGGAGAGACAGUUGCUGACGCAGACGCCAGUAAGACUACAUACCGCAUUUUCAAGCGAGAUGGACGACGACCAACGGCCGCGGGAGGCGUUUGGGUUCCAGCUGCCGGAAGACGUGCAGACGGGUAACUGUGCGUCCGAUCUUGAGAAGAAGUCGGAUUGGCGCCCGAACCCGUUUGCGACCUCUGUGUUUUUUCCGUUGAACAAUAGUUCCUGCGACGACAGUACCACGCACGGCACAGGGACAAGCUCCACCGUGGAUGAGGAGAGCCUCGGUUUUGAGGUUGCUGCUGGGUAUGGCAACGAAGAACCUGCUUACGACUACGGUGUCGCGCACGCAGAAUGGAGCUGCAACAGCAGCACGCCAGAGAUCGAAGGCAGCAGCCUCACUCUAGCAGUAGGGGCAAAUGACCCCCACGGCAACAAUUUCGAACAACAUGAUCAGAGCGGGGGCGAACAUAGUGAGGUAGUUGUCGGGGCACAAUUCUUCGCAUCUGCUGCGGAGCAAGAUAACUACGGCGUUCCCAACGAGAGGAGCUCGUCGGCAGCAGGAGUUUUUGACGAAUCCUAUUCCUACCAAUCCAUUCCUUCGCACGUCGAAACUAAUGGCUACUACAACACGACGGAAGUAGAUGGCCACGAUAUAAUAAGCUCCGCUGUUGGAGGAGCUGAAACCGCAAGCAGUAGCGCUCAAGUCCUAAACGCGAACGCGCCACCCUGGGCCCCCGAUGGCAGCAGGGGCUUGGCACAGUUUACUGAACACGACAGUGGAGAGAGGUCUCCAGCGCAGUCGCUUGGCAACAGGCUGAGCAUCAUCAUGGUUCAUUCAGUGAACAGAUAGCGACUAGUGCAAAUGUGGAACAGCAGAAAUUUGAUUACGGCUCUUUCGCAUGACGGGACGACAAAAUGGUGGAGGUAAAACCUUUUCAAU
Molecule: messenger RNA, 2105 nt
Organism: Amoebophrya sp. A120
Lineage: Eukaryota; Dinophyceae; Syndiniales; Amoebophryaceae
Source: the annotation of a GenBank genome assembly